UCCGUCAGGGUCUGGUGACGGUACUCUUACAAUUAUACUAUAUAGAGAUUCAUAGUCAAAGAUCAAUGUAAUUGAGUAUUUUUGUGUUGAAUUUCUUGUAGAACCGGUAGACAUAGAUUUUCUGAACAAAGUCAGCAUGUGUUUGGGAAGAUUUCUGGAUUUGAACUAUUAACAGUCAUUUGUCAGGAAGUUGGAAAAGCCAUCCCUUUUCAAGUUAAAGUCCUUCUAAAGGAACUUGGUAGAAUUGCUGUUGUGGCAAACAAAUUAGAAACGUGAAAGGAAUUUAAGUUGUUGCAAAAAAACUUAUCCAGUCUGGCUUUAGGAAAGUUCGUUGUGUGAUAGAUUUGUCCAGCCUUCCAACUGUAGGUGCUAAUGUCCUGGAUUUUGACACCGCAGUCUUGACUUACUCGAUGCCCUCUGGGACCGAGACACCUGUCUCCUCUGAGACUUCCCUUUCUUUAAAUGCAUCCAAUCAUGCAACCUCACCCACUUCCAGUACUAGAUCUGAAAUGUGUAAAGUAGAAGAUAGUGCAAAAGAAACAGGCAGGUUCCUUCAGAAAAACCUACAAUGUGAAGAUAAUAAUUCUGCAGAUGAGCCUCAGCCAUCAGGCAGUGUGUUGAAUAACAAAAGUACUAAUUCUGUACUCUGCCUUGCUCAGUCAUGUACAGUUGAAGUGACCAAAGUUUGUACAGCUGAUAAACUGUGUGGUGCUUCCUGCUCUUCCAUGGAGCAUAUAAAGAAUAAAGAGGAUGAAGACAAUCUUUUGUCAGAUGAUGACUUGAAUUCUUCAGCAAGUGAGGAUGACUUUGGUGAUGAUCAGGAUGAAUUUUAUGAAGGAUUUGAGGACAGCCUUCAAGAUACGUUAAUGACAGAAGAAACAGUGAAAACCCUUUCUAGCAGAACAGAAGAUAUCACCAGUGUUCCUUUGUCUGACAAAGCUGUGCAUAUGAAGAGAAAGUCUGAAGGAACCCCUGAUAGUACAGAUUACUUUCCUGGAAAGAAACACUGUAGAACAACAGAUGGAUCAAGCAAUUCCACAACGCUAAGCAAUGGUGCUGACAUCUCUCAAGACAGUGGGAUCCUGGAGGCUGAAAUGGAAAAUGAAGAAGCUCCAGUGUCUUCAGCACCAGAGAAACGCACUACCCUUAUGAAGAAACGAUUAACCACAAGAGUGAACCCUCCAGCUGAGCUCCCCACUUGGCUUGCUACCUUUCAGACAUGGAGCAAUGCAGAAAGACUACUUGCUAUAGACCAGUUAAUAGAAACCUGUGAACCAGUACAGGUUCGACAUAUGAUGGAGGUGAUUGAGCCACAGUUUCAGAGAGAUUUUAUUUCAUUGCUUCCAAAAGAGCUUGCACUUUAUGUUCUGUCUUUCCUGGAACCAAAAGAUCUGCUGCGGGCAGCGCAGACUUGUCGCUAUUGGCGAAUACUAGCAGAGGAUAACUUGUUAUGGCGUGAAAAAUGUCGAGAAGAUGGUAUUGAAGAUGUACGUGAGGUCUUGGGAAAGAGGAGGGCCAGAAGCUCAAGCACUACCAAUCAGUUUCCACCAAGUAUCUUAGCAACAAAUGGAAUUGUCUCACCCAGUCCUUGGAAAGCAGCUUACAUGAGACAACACCAUAUUGAAAUGAACUGGAGGUGUCAGCCACUGCGUUGUCCAAAGGUGCUUCGAGGCCAUGAUGACCAUGUGAUUACCUGCCUACAGUUUUCAGCAAACAAAAUAGUCAGUGGUUCAGAUGACAACACACUUAAAGUUUGGAAUGCGACCACUGGCAGGUGUAUGAGGACAUUAAUGGGACAUACUGGAGGAGUCUGGUCAUCACAGAUGUCGGGAAACAUCAUCAUCAGUGGAUCUACUGAUCGAACAUUAAAGGUCUGGAAUGCAGACACCGGAACCUGCACUCAUACACUGUAUGGACACACGUCAACUGUACGCUGCAUGCAUCUUCAUCAGAACAAGGUUGUAAGUGGUUCACGAGAUGCAACCUUGCGAGUUUGGGACAUUGAUUCCGGGGAAUGUCUCCAUGUGCUAGUGGGCCAUUGUGCUGCCGUCCGUUGUGUACAAUAUAACGGGAAGCUUGUAGUUAGUGGAGCAUACGACUAUCUAGUGAAGGUGUGGAAUCCUGAACGUGAAGAAUGUCUCCACACUCUGCAAGGACACUCAAACAGAGUUUACUCCUUACAGUUUGAUGGCCUUCAUGUUGUCAGUGGUUCCUUGGACACCCACAUUCGGGUGUGGGAUGUAGAAACGGGUGCCUGUAAACAUCUUCUGAAAGGGCAUCAGUCACUUACAUCUGGCAUGGAGCUCAGAAACAACAUCCUAGUCUCAGGAAAUGCUGAUUCUACUGUCAAGGUGUGGGACAUUAUUACAGGGAAAUGUCUACAUACAUUAGCAGGUGACAAUAAACACCAAAGUGCGGUAACAUGUCUUCAGUUUAACAGCAAGUUUGUGAUUACAUCAUCUGAUGAUGGAACUGUAAAAUUGUGGGACCUCAAGACUGGAGAUUUUAUUCGUAACCUUGUGUCAUUAGACAGUGGAGGCAGUGGAGGGGUGGUGUGGAGGAUUAGGGCCUCCCCUACCAGACUAGUGUGUGCUGUAGGUAGUCGUAAUGGCACUGAAGAAACAAAACUUUUAGUCUUAGACUUUGAUGUGGAAGUCAAAUAACCCUUACACCAUAUAGCUGUGCAUGAACUUCAUAUCAUAUUAACUGAAAGGAUAGCCAUUGGUCUUUCAAAUGCCUCAUGUAUAUUCUUCUCUCUACCCACCAUGAUUCCAGAAGACUUUGUCAUCAUAUCUGAAUCUCUCCAUUGUAUUUUGACACUGGGGAGUUGAGGAAUCAAAGGUGUUUCUUAAGGCAGCAGAAUCAGCAAAUUGAACUUUCUCAAGUAGUAGAAGUGUGAGAAGCAGAACAUGUUACUUCAGAUUUUCAGAAAGACUCCAGAGAAAGGAAUGCCAUUGGUCUUUCAGUCUUGUUGUGUUGUCUUUUUCCUAAAGUUUUAGUAAAAUGAUGUCGUAAAAACCUUAGAAUCUCUUAAAAUUAAUGCUCAUAACAAUCAAUAGGCAUUGAGCAAGAAGGAAAAUGUUCAUAUCCUGAGUGGUGUAUUUUAGGGGCCAAAUUAUGCCCUUGGUUUGAUUGUUUUUUGUUGUUUUUUUUAAGAUUAAUUUUAAAAUGUUUGUGGGGUAAAUUCACUUUAGCUAUUUUUUUUAAAGCCAGGAUAUGUUCUGAAACAUUGUGUACUUGCUUCAUACAGAUGAUUUGUGUCAAUUACAUUGUGAAUGACUCUUUUUUUUUUUUUAUGUUAUGUUUUGUUAAAAGUGAGGAGUCCAACUGGUCACGUUGAAAUUUCAGGAUAGAAUCCACAAAGCUUGUGUACAAUAUUUCCUUAUAAGCUUUCACGUUUUGUUGUAAAUAAACAGUUUUGGAUUUUA
Limulus polyphemus (Atlantic horseshoe crab) is the source of this 3428-nucleotide messenger RNA. RefSeq names its product F-box/WD repeat-containing protein 7-like (gene ago). Gene Ontology annotation, molecular function: ubiquitin binding. Lineage: Eukaryota; Metazoa; Arthropoda; Merostomata; Xiphosura; Limulidae. Gene Ontology annotation, biological process: ubiquitin recycling; proteasome-mediated ubiquitin-dependent protein catabolic process. The transcript is spliced from 13 exons. Bases 411 to 2663 code for a protein of 750 amino acids. Gene Ontology annotation, cellular component: cytoplasm; nucleus. The record is from RefSeq and is a predicted model, not a curated record.